Colias croceus (clouded yellow) is the source of this 744-nucleotide messenger RNA. Its product is annotated as basic proline-rich protein-like. The coding region runs from base 332 to 691 and encodes 119 amino acids. The transcript is spliced from 5 exons. The record is from RefSeq and is a predicted model, not a curated record. Lineage: Eukaryota; Metazoa; Arthropoda; Insecta; Lepidoptera; Pieridae.
GCCGCGCCCUCGCUGUUCGCGCAGCACGCGCCGCACCCGCCCAGAGCCAUCAUGCCGCCGCCCGGUAACCGCACACACAGCACGUGUCGCUGAGGGCGGAGCUGGGCGAGGCGGCGCCGGGCGGGGGGGCGCUGCGCCGCGCCGCGCCCUCGCUGUUCGCGCAGCACGCGCCGCACCCGCCCAGAGCCAUCAUGCCGCCGCCCGGUAACCGCACACACAGCACGUGUCGCUGAGGGCGGAGCUGGGCGAGGCGGCGCCGGGCGGGGGGGCGCUGCGCCGCGCCGCGCCCUCGCUGUUCGCGCAGCACGCGCCGCACCCGCCCAGAACCAUCAUGCCGCCGCCCGGUAUGUGCGGUCCAGGCGGGCCGGGCGUGCCGGGCACGUUCCCGCCGCACCCGCCGCACGCGCACCCGCAGCACCACGCGCCAUGGCUAGGUGCAGGCAGCCAGCCGCCGCCGCCGGGCAGCCAGCCGCCCCCGCCCGCCUUCCCCCCACCGCCGCCGCCGUCAAGGCACCAGGGAGAGAACGGAUCCGGCGGAUCGGGGCCUAAUCCUGGACAGAUGCCGCCACCUCCACCGGGCAUGAUGAUGGCGGGUGGCGGGUGGCGCGGCGGGUUCCCCCCGCCGUGGGCCGCGCCGCCGCCGCCCUUCCUCGCGCCGCCGCCCCCGCCGCCGCCCCUCUCCUCGUCCUAGCCGCGCGCUCCGCCAGCGCCCGCCGCACACGCAGCACGGGCACCGCACGCAGC